Opisthorchis viverrini is the source of this 988-nucleotide messenger RNA. RefSeq lists its product as hypothetical. The transcript has 4 exons. The record is from RefSeq and is a predicted model, not a curated record. Gene Ontology annotation, cellular component: endomembrane system; membrane. The coding region runs from base 1 to 669 and encodes 222 amino acids. NCBI's taxonomy places the organism in Eukaryota, Metazoa, Platyhelminthes, Trematoda, Opisthorchiida, Opisthorchiidae.
AUGUCGUAUGUUGGAGAGUCAUUCGCCUCUUGGAUUCUGAUUAUCAUCUCUGUACUAUGUAUAUCUGCCGCAAUUAUUGCAGUGAUAUAUCAAGCUCUACGUCGGCGCCGCUCUUCAAGAACCCGAACACCUAAACUCCCUAUGCGGGAUUUCACAUUAGAAGAGUUACAACAAUUCGAUGGAAAUGGCCCUGAUGGACGUAUUUUAUUGGCCGUUAAUGGUAAUGUCUUCGACGUCACAGAAAAUGGCCAGAACUUCUACGGGAAGGGUGCACCCUACUCUUCAUUCGCUGGGAAAGACGUUUCGCGUGCAUUGGCCUGCUUCAAAGCUGAGCUUGUCGAGGUCGGAGGUCGGUAUGAUGAUCUUUCAGACCUUUCUCAAGUAGAAAUGGAGCGACUUCGGGAGUGGGAGUUACAGUUCUCAGUCGCUACGAUAUUUGAAAUAUCGCGAUACAUGUAUAUUUGUAAUGUACUACUCAUAAGGUUGCUGAAAAUCCAUCGACAGCCCACGACCGGUUUCGCCCUUCUUGGGGCUCAUCAGAACGCUAUGAUCAUAUCGGACGGCUCCUUCGACCCGGCGAACCACAUCGCGUUUAUGAAGAAACGGAUGAGCCCCCAGUGGACGCGACAGUUCCACAGUCUGACGCAAAAAAAUCAAUAUAAACGCUGAAUUCGGUGUUGCUUGGUCCAUCCCGUCUAAAGAUACUCGUGCCUUAUCUCGAUACUCGACUAUUUCCAACACUGCUCUCAUUUUGUAUGAACCAUUGCAAUUUACUUCCAGUAACUGUGCAACUGUUUUCUUUUUUCUCUAUUUCGAUAUCGUCAGGUCCGCCAAGUAUGUAUAUUGGACAGUUGGGUUCGUUCAAAACUGAGCUGUCGAAACUUGAUUUGUUAUUUUUCUAACUGUAUUUGUUGCACUUCUCCCGGUUCUGUAUUGUCGGUCUGUGUUUGUUCUCUUACCACUAAAGAAAUCUAUGUUGGUGGCGGUG